CAUUUUUAGAUUAUGGUAAAACUCUGCGUUCUUUGUUCGAAAAACCGAGCUGUUCUCAAGCGACCUAAAACAGCACAACAGAUCUGCCAGGAUUGCUUUUACUAUGUAUUCGAGACGGAAAUUCAUAACACUAUUACCGAUGCAAAACUAUUCAAACGAGGUGAUAAUGUUGCUAUUGGUGCCAGUGGUGGCAAAGAUUCUACUGUAUUAGCCCAUGUCAUGAAAACAUUGAAUGAUCGAUAUGACUAUGGCCUUAAUAUGUUUUUACUUUCUGUAGACGAAGGGAUCACUGGUUAUCGGGACGACUCACUGGAAACUGUUAAACGAAAUCAACAACAAUACGACUUACCACUCAAAAUUGUAUCUUAUCAGCAACUAUAUGGCUGGACCAUGGAUGAAAUUGUGAAAGAAGUAGGAUUGAAGAAUAAUUGUACAUACUGUGGGGUGUUUCGACGACAGGCAUUGGAUCGUGGAUCAGUAAUGUUAGGUGUAGAUCAUAUUGUUACUGGUCAUAAUGCUGAUGAUAUUGCAGAAACCAUUUUGAUGAAUAUUUUCCGUGGUGAUGUUGCUCGAUUAGGUAGAUGUACUGAAAUUGUUACUCAAGGAGAAAGCAUGAUUCGACGAUCCAAACCAUUCAAAUAUACUUAUGAAAAAGAAAUUGUUAUGUAUGCUUAUUUCAAGAAACUGGAUUACUUCUCAACCGAAUGUAUCUAUUCUCCUAAUGCUUAUCGUGGUCAUGCUCGUACUUUUUUGAAAGAUUUGGAAGCCAUUCGACCAAGUGCUAUCAUAGACAUUAUUCAUUCAGGGGAAGCUUUUGAAAUCAAGACUGGAAUCAAGAUGCCUACUCAAAAGACUUGCGAACGAUGCGGAUAUAUGUCUUCCAAUGAUGUAUGCAAAGCUUGUGUUCUUUUGGAAGGAUUAAAUCGAGGUUUACCCCAAUUGGGAAUUGGCAAGGAAUCAAAAGUGCGAAAACAAAUAGCGGAAUCGAAUCAACCAGAUCAACCUUUACCAACUAUUCAACAUUUCUCCACAAUCAAGCGUGACAAUGCUAGUCCCGACAUGAUUCUACCCAAAGAUCCUGCUCUUGUUCAUACCCCACCUCCACGUGUUCCCACUGGUAUUAUUGAUGAUCAACAGAAACCUACAGGAAAGAAAGAUUUAUCUUGGUGAAUGAACUUGAUUUUGUUGAAUACAUAUAUAUGUAUAUAUAUUAGAAUUUAAAAAAUAUCUGUAUUAUUUUUUGAAUAAAAGUUUUCUUUUUUUUUUCGAUCA
Halteromyces radiatus is the source of this 1272-nucleotide messenger RNA. RefSeq names its product cytoplasmic tRNA 2-thiolation protein 1. Gene Ontology annotation, cellular component: mitochondrion; cytosolic tRNA wobble base thiouridylase complex. The record is from RefSeq and is a predicted model, not a curated record. The transcript has 5 exons. Bases 13 to 1170 code for a protein of 385 amino acids. Lineage: Eukaryota; Fungi; Mucoromycota; Mucoromycetes; Mucorales; Cunninghamellaceae. Gene Ontology annotation, molecular function: tRNA binding. Gene Ontology annotation, biological process: tRNA wobble position uridine thiolation.